This is a messenger RNA of Condylura cristata (star-nosed mole), 708 nucleotides long. RefSeq names its product PHD and RING finger domain-containing protein 1-like. The transcript is spliced from 4 exons. The record is from RefSeq and is a predicted model, not a curated record. NCBI's taxonomy places the organism in Eukaryota, Metazoa, Chordata, Mammalia, Eulipotyphla, Talpidae. The coding region runs from base 1 to 645 and encodes 214 amino acids.
AUGCCGGGGAGGGUGGCCGAAGUCAGCCCGGCCCAGAAGGCAGGAGUCGCGGCCGGCGGGAGGCCCGGGCCUGGGGCUGAGACUCUGCCUCUGAGCCCGCGCUUCAGCCUGGGGCUGGGGGAGGCUCCCCAGGCCUUGUCGAGUCUGCGUGGCCCCCAAGAAGCGCAGUCAGCUUGGAACCAGCCAGCCCUCCUGCACAUCCAGAAGGCCGUCCCAGGACCACUGCACCCAUCGCCUGGCUCCCUGGACACGGGAUAUCUGGCCCGAGCCGAGCCCUCUGCUGUCCUAACCCCCACCCGGCGCCUGCCCGACAGGGCAGGGUCACGGAGGGGCCGGGGCGUCGCGCUGCCCAGGGACAGGUCAGCCGCUGUCACACGCACAUACAUGAAGAAGCUGCACGUGCAGGAGCGGGCGGUGGAGGAGGUGAAGCUGGCCAUCAAGCCCUUCUACCAGCGGAGGGAGGUCACCAAGGACGAGUACAAGGACAUCCUGCGCAAGGCCGUGCAGAAGAUCUGCCACAGCAAGAGCGGGGAGAUCAACCCCGUGAAGGUGGGCAACCUGGUCAGGGCCUACGUGGACAAGUAUCGGCACAUGCGGCGGCACCGGCGGGCGGAGGCGGGCGAGGGGCCGGGCGCCGAGGGCUGAGGCCGUCCCGGGGGAGCGCACGCCCGCGCGCCUGUGAUUCGUCUACAAAGCGCUAUCCUCAGA